Molecule: messenger RNA, 222 nt
Organism: Cooperia oncophora
Lineage: Eukaryota; Metazoa; Nematoda; Chromadorea; Rhabditida; Trichostrongylidae
Source: the annotation of a GenBank genome assembly
AUGCCGCUAUGUCACAGAAUUAAAGUUCGAGCAUUGUGGACACUACCUGUUCUCCAAGACCACUUCGCAUAUGGUGCGUGCAAGGACUUCCUUGAGUACUUGCACACGACGUGGUUUGAUGGACCGUUCAAAGACAUCCGGCUCAACGUCACGUGCGGAAACGAUCUUUCGGUCAUGAGAACGCUGAUAGAGGAGAACAUCGAGGCCACCAUGAAAGGGUGA